AUGAAUGCGGCUUCAUCGAAUCGGUUUGGCCAAUUGCCUCGUCUAAUACGGACAUGCAUCCGUCAAGUUCACACGAACCGGCGCCGACACGCAACGACCGGCUUCCAGGGCCCUGACGGCCAUGGCGAAAGGAUCUGGGUGUUUUGCCAUCGGAGAUCUGAACAGAUCAUCUACUCCUUCAACGACAAGUUAGAUGGCGUCCACGACUUGAAGCAACUGCCCUUUAACGGCAAGAAGACGAAACCUGCGAAGCUCCGCAAGGACUACUGGUCACCCAUGGCGAUGAUUAAAUUUCCCCAGGGCGCCAUAGGACGAUCCGUCUUUCAGAAGCUGCGAGAGCUGAAACAUCUACACGAGGUCGCGUGGACGGAUGAGUUCCGAUACAAGCGACCCGACGAGUUUUCGGCGGCCGACAAGAAGAAAGUUGCAGAGGAAAAAGCGAAGGGGGUGGACUACCGUCCUGUUCGCAGCAAGGCGGAGCGAGGAAUCGCGCUGAAUGCACAAAAGAAAAACGCGAUUGCCGACAUGGCCGUCGUCUUGGCCGGGCAGGGAGCCGGUAACAAGGUUGUCGCGAGCGAGUCUGCGGAGGGUGAGAGGCAACUAGCCGACGUCUCGGUCAGUUGGUCGAAUGACUUGGACAAGGGGUACGCAGAGUCGUGGAGCAUCAAUGUCACGCACGGGUUGCUCGAGGAUGCCGCAUACUCGUUCGGCGUAGUGCCGGAAGCGGCGGUGCAGGAAACCAAAGCAGAGGCCUAG
Molecule: messenger RNA, 756 nt
Organism: Drechmeria coniospora
Lineage: Eukaryota; Fungi; Ascomycota; Sordariomycetes; Hypocreales; Ophiocordycipitaceae
Exons: 2
Coding region: 1-756 (251 amino acids)
Biological process (GO): positive regulation of mitochondrial DNA replication; DNA recombination
Cellular component (GO): nucleus; mitochondrial large ribosomal subunit
Molecular function (GO): single-stranded DNA binding; DNA strand exchange activity; structural constituent of ribosome
Source: RefSeq, a predicted model, not a curated record